AUGUUGCCCGGCCUGCGCUCCGUCGCAACCAAGUCGGCAUUUGUCCCGGCGCGGAGCUUUUCGGUCUCUCCCUUCAUGAAGGAAGCGGCGCACACUCUGCCUACGAAGAAGCCCGUGGGCGCGUUUCGCGGAGGUCUGUUCGGAUUCCUUACUGGCGCGAUUGCUGCCAGCGCCGGAGUCUACUUCUAUGUCCUGGGCGAGUACAGGAUCGCGAACGAGAUGCUGACAGAAGAUAUUAUCGCUCUUCAAGGAGCUACACAAAAGCUGCAGACGUACAUUGGUGAAUUAGAAAGGAAGGUGGACCAGUUGCAGAAGAAGAAAUAA
Aspergillus tubingensis is the source of this 324-nucleotide messenger RNA. RefSeq names its product HEAT-like repeat family protein. The record is from RefSeq and is a predicted model, not a curated record. Bases 1 to 324 code for a protein of 107 amino acids. The transcript has 3 exons. NCBI's taxonomy places the organism in Eukaryota, Fungi, Ascomycota, Eurotiomycetes, Eurotiales, Aspergillaceae.